UACUCCAUUUCUCGAAAUAUUCAAAACAACUCUCUUCGUUUUCAUCGAUUUUUUUCUUUUCUUCAGAUCACAGAUCUACUACGCACAAAUGGCCAAGGAUCCAAUCCGCGUUCUCGUCACCGGCGCCGCCGGACAAAUCGGAUAUGCUCUGGUUCCUAUGGUUGCUAGGGGAGUGAUGUUGGGUGCAGACCAGCCUGUGAUCCUUCACAUGUUGGAUAUUCCACCAGCUGCAGAAGCGCUUAACGGAGUUAAAAUGGAAUUGGUUGAUGCAGCUUUUCCCCUUCUUAAAGGUGUUGUUGCAACAACUGAUGUUGUCGAAGCUUGCACGGGUGUCAAUGUUGCCAUUAUGGUCGGUGGAUUCCCGAGGAAAGAAGGUAUGGAGAGGAAAGAUGUCAUGUCCAAGAAUGUCUCUAUCUACAAGUCCCAAGCUUCUGCUCUCGAGAAGCAUGCUGCUGCUAACUGCAAGGUUCUGGUGGUUGCUAAUCCAGCAAACACCAAUGCAUUGAUCCUGAAAGAAUUUGCGCCAUCCAUCCCAGAGAAGAACAUUUCUUGUUUGACUAGGUUGGACCACAACAGGGCUCUUGGACAGGUGUCGGAGAGAUUGCAUGUUCAAGUCUCCGAUGUCAAAAACGUAAUUAUCUGGGGAAAUCACUCCUCGUCACAGUACCCUGAUGUCAACCAUGCUACCGUCAAGACUCCAGCUGGAGAGAAGCCUGUUCGUGAGCUCGUUGCUGAUGAUGAAUGGUUGAAUACAGAAUUCAUAAGUACUGUACAACAACGUGGUGCUGCUAUUAUCAAGGCUAGAAAGUUAUCCAGUGCACUUUCUGCUGCUAGUUCUGCUUGUGACCAUAUUCGUGACUGGGUCCUUGGAACUCCAGAGGGUACUUAUGUUUCGAUGGGUGUAUACUCUGAUGGGUCAUACAAUGUACCAGCUGGACUCAUUUACUCCUUCCCAGUUACUUGCAAAAACGGAGAAUGGUCCAUCGUGCAAGGGCUUCCAAUUGACGAAUUUUCUCGUAAGAAGUUGGAUUUGACAGCCGAAGAGCUCAGUGAGGAGAAAGCUCUGGCAUAUUCUUGCCUCUCGUAAUUUUGAUUUAACCGACGCAAAAACAGUUUGCAAUUUUCGCCUGGCUGCCCUUUAUAGAAAGAAGCUGCAGUUUUUAAUAAUAAAGACAAAUGUUAUUUCUUGUCUAAAUCAUUAAUGGUGGAGAUUAUAUUGACUGUGUAUGAGAAUAUUUAUCCAUUAUUAAGAGACUUUGUUUUCAUGGGCUUAAAUAUGUAUGGUAAAUUAUGAAUGGUGUGGAGAAUUUACAAUUGGGGGAUAGUUCCUCUUUUUCUCUU
This is a messenger RNA of Erythranthe guttata (spotted monkey flower), 1341 nucleotides long. Its product is annotated as malate dehydrogenase. The record is from RefSeq and is a predicted model, not a curated record. Gene Ontology annotation, biological process: malate metabolic process. Gene Ontology annotation, molecular function: L-malate dehydrogenase (NAD+) activity. Lineage: Eukaryota; Viridiplantae; Streptophyta; Magnoliopsida; Lamiales; Phrymaceae.